Girardinichthys multiradiatus is the source of this 2244-nucleotide messenger RNA. RefSeq names its product lysophosphatidic acid receptor 4. Gene Ontology annotation, molecular function: oxysterol binding; G protein-coupled receptor activity. The transcript is spliced from 2 exons. Gene Ontology annotation, biological process: G protein-coupled receptor signaling pathway. Gene Ontology annotation, cellular component: membrane. Lineage: Eukaryota; Metazoa; Chordata; Actinopteri; Cyprinodontiformes; Goodeidae. Bases 210 to 1166 code for a protein of 318 amino acids. The record is from RefSeq and is a predicted model, not a curated record.
CUGCACUAAAAAAAGAGGCAGCAGCUUAUGUUCACAUUGUGUUUAGAGUAGCGGCAGGUCUUCUCAUGUUGUUGAGGCUACGGAGGAGCGUUGUGGACUCGGUCGCAUUAAAAACCUAAGAGACGUUGAUUUCUGGAAAUCAACCUACAUUUCUUUUUUCUACAAAAACUGAUCUGAAAAGAAACCAAAAAUCCACCACAGCUCUUAUAAUGAGCCAGAUAAACUGCACCGACCCUGAAGCAAAGUUCCAGUACCAUCUCUUUCCUACGGUCUACAUCCUGGCCUUAGUUGUGGGCCUGCCGGGAAAUCUGGUGGCGCUUUUCGUCUUCACCAUCCGAAUCAAAUCUCGCACGGCCUUCAGUGUCUACAUCAGCAACCUGGCCAUGGCGGACAUCGUCAUCCUCUGCACACUGCCCUUCAGGAUCCACUACCACCUCCACAAGAACAACUGGGUAUUCGGAGACUUCGCCUGUCUUGUCACAGGGACUCUGUUCUUUGCCAACAUCUACAUGAGCAUCUGCUUCAUGACUUGCAUCUGCGUGGACCGCUACAUGGCCACAGUGCAUCCACACACCUAUCUGAGAAUGCAAAGCCCCAAAUGCUCUCUGGUGGUGAGUGUGGGACUGUGGUGUUUUGGUGGAGCAGCUAUACUGAUCUUCAUCCUCAUGGGUCCACUGGAAAGUGGGGAUGACUCUUCGGGGCACAGCUGUUUCGAGAACUUUGCCCAGAGAGAGUGGAACGAGCGCCUGAGGGCAUACAGUAUAGUCAGCCUGGUCUUUGGCUCCCUGUUACCCUCCAUAAUCAUCCUGGUCUGUUACCCGCUGGCAGCCAAUCGCAUUUCUAUGAUCGGCACCAAAACAGCCCAGAAGGCUGUACGGGUCAUCUACACCAUCCUGGCCAUCACCGUUGUCUGCUUCCUGCCCAACCAUGUGGUCUACCUGCUGCACCUCCUUCAGCGCCUGGGGGUCAUCCAGAGCUGCUCUAUCCGGGCUUCCAUCUACAACGCCAGACGAGUUACCAUGGCGCUCGUCACCCUCAACACAUGCCUGGACCCUGUGCUCUACUACAUGACCACCAGCUACUUCAGGUGGGAGCAUCUAAAACGGACGUGGCUGUGGGGGAUGGUGAGCAGGAGAAGGGGCGUGUACACCAUCUCAGUGACCUGAAAGGGAAAAUGGCACCUUAAAUUGUAAAUGUAAAGAGACCCCUGUAAAAUGCCAGGUUUUUGUGAUUUAGAACUUCAAGGAUAGAGGAUAAUUCUGCCAUCACCAUGUUUCACUAUGACUAUGGUGGGGUUUUCUUUUUGGUAAGGUUUCGGCAACACAUACCAAAAGGUUUGUUUGGUUUCAUUGGACCAUACGAUACUCUCCCAGAUGUUUUUGGUGGACUUUAAUCAGGCCUACAUGUUUUCUUGGGAAGAAAAUACUUCUAUCUUGCAAACAUACUUACGUACCUAAUACAUGAAAUUGCUGUCACAAGUAAAACCAGCAGUAGUUGCUAGGAAAUCCUGCAGCUCCUUUAUUGUUGCUAUAGGGCUUCUGUGAACCUCUGACCACUUUGCAUCUUCGCUUUUGGUCAAUUUUAGAAAGACACCAAAUUCUUGUAAUGUUGGAUUUCUUAAUUUAUUCUUUUCUCAUGGUGAUGUUUUUAAUCAGAUUCCCUACUAGUUAUAACAGGUGUAAACUCAUGCAAACUGAGAGCUGAUGUAGAAUCAAAGGUUGCUUCAACGAAAAAUGGGCAAACUUACAAAGAACUUCAGCUUUUUAUUUCUUAUAUUUUCCUACUAAUGGGUUUGAUGUUCAACUGAAUUUUAGAGGAUACACAGUAUAUCACAUUAAUGGUGGAAGAAGCAAGGUCUCUUUUUUUCUUGUCACAAAAACGUAACAUUUUAACUUGGGUGUACACAUUUAUAUCCACUGUAGAUGUCAAUACACAACAGUAAAUAACUUAAACACUGGAUAUAUAGGUACAACAUUACACAGUGAAGCUUUUUCUGUAAAACUGUUUAUAAUGGUGGAAUCUUUCAAAAUAAAAUCAAAAUCUGAAUUUCUCUUGGAGUUUCAGUCAUCGGAUGAACAGGACAGGAGCAGUCGUAGUUGUCGCAGUUCCUCUGCUUAGAAAAGGAAGCAGCUCUGGUCUCAAUGUGUAUGUUGACAAGACGAAAAUUGACAUUUUCUGCACUGGAGAGCAAGAGACAGAAAGUUUUCAUGAAGAGUCCCAUCCUUUACAGCGCUUUAAAAUAAA